Molecule: messenger RNA, 1713 nt
Organism: Insectozyma verbasci
Lineage: Eukaryota; Fungi; Ascomycota; Pichiomycetes; Serinales; Debaryomycetaceae
Source: the annotation of a GenBank genome assembly
AUGACUACUUUAAUAACAUUUAAUAAUACUGCAGUAAAAGAUAGUUCAUUAAAUGAAAAUCAUUAUACAAGAAGGGUUUCAUUCAACAAUUUAAAUUCUGAUGAUGAUAUUAAUAUAGAUACAACCCAACCAUUAUAUAAUAAUUAUACAACAACCAAACCUAAAAGUGAUGAGUAUCAUGUUUCAAUACCGGAUAUGUUAACAACUUCAAAUGCUUAUUAUAAACCACGAAAGAGAUUCAAAUUACCUGAUCCACCUUCGAAAUCAAUAUUAAAGAAUAGAGUAAGUCAACAACAAUUGGAGUAUAAUAAUCUAUAUGAUAACAUUGAAGAUGCAACUAUAAAUUAUCAUGAAGAGGAGGAAGAUGAACCAUUAGUGUCUACUCCAAGGAGGAAAAGUUAUUCCGAAAUGUCCAAUGAAGAACUAUUGGCAUUAGAUCCACAGUUUAAGAAAUCAAAUUUUGACAACCUUGAUAAAUUCAAGUUUGACAAUCAAAAGACAUAUUAUUCGGAUAAUAGAAGGUCUUCGGUAACUACAGCCCCUACAUUAUUUAAAAAACAAGAAUACCCAACUUCUAAUGAAAAUAAUUAUAAAUCUAUAAAUUUAACUAUAAAACAUGAUGAUUAUGAUACAAUUAAAUAUUCAAGGACUUUGUUAACUAUUAUAAGUGGUAGAAAACAUUCAUGGAAUUCAAUAGACUGGUUAUUAAAUAUAAAUUCAAAGAAUGAUGAAACUUUUCUUAUUGAUGGUGAUUAUUUAAUUGUUUCAUGUUUGAUUCCCCAACAAUUUAUAAAAGAGUAUAAUAAUAAAAAGAAGAGGAAAAGUACAAUGACGGAGUAUUUAUAUUUCAAAUGUCACAAUUUGCUAAAUUAUCUACUUGAUUAUAUGAAUAAAUUUAAUUUAAAAUUGAAAUUGACUGUUGAAUUUGUUUUAGAUGGUGAUAAUAAGGGAAAUAAGUUUAUGAUUCAACAUGUUUUCAAUCAAUAUCAACCAAAUUUGAUAAUAAUAGGAAAUAGAUCAUCAAAUUUAAAUUUUAAAUAUAAAGUAAAAUCAUCUGAUGAGUAUCUAAUCAAGUUAAGUUCAUAUAUAGUCAAAUAUUCAACAAUACCGACCAUUUUAAUAGGACAACAACAUGAAAACCUCACGAAAAAGAAAGUAAAUAAGGAUGUUCCAAAAAUUAAAUUCACAUCUGAUUUAUCUCCAAACACAACAAAUAAUAGUUCUUCAUCUAUAGAAAGUGUUGAAUCUUUUAUACCUAAGGAAUUAACGGAAGAAGAAAGUAAAAAAAUACGAUAUAAACAACAAUUAAAAGAAUUAAAAUCAUUACCAAAUACAAAUGAAGAUAAAUUUCAAAAUCUUAUAUCUUUAAUUUCAGAUAAUUCAUUUAGUGAAUCAACUAUUUAUUUAUCAGCAGUAAAUUCAAAGGAUGAUAGUAUUAAAUUGGAUAAUAAAAUACAUGAAAUUUAUAAAUCUCAAAGUUUCAGCAGUUAUAAUCAUAAUAAUUCAAGUGAUGAUUUAGGAGAUAAUAAUAUAUAUAAAGUUAAAUCAUUAAUUAGCUUCGAAGAUGAGGAAGAAGUUAAACGAAAGCAGCAAGAAAAGAGAAGGAGAAGUCAACAAUUGAAGAAAUCAAGAGGAAAUUCAGUAUCUUCAAAUGAAUCAGACAAAAAUGGGAAGAAACUGUUUUGGCAAAAGAUUGGAUUGAAGAAAUCAUAA